This is a messenger RNA of Dermochelys coriacea (leatherback sea turtle), 2286 nucleotides long. RefSeq names its product family with sequence similarity 118 member B (gene SIRAL1). Bases 373 to 1548 code for a protein of 391 amino acids. The transcript is spliced from 10 exons. The record is from RefSeq and is a predicted model, not a curated record. NCBI's taxonomy places the organism in Eukaryota, Metazoa, Chordata, Testudines, Dermochelyidae.
ACCCCUCCGCCUGGGCAGGAGAGCGAGGCGGGCUCUGGGCGUGCGCCUGCGCAGAACGGCCAGCAGAGGGCGGGACGAGCUCCGCGCGUGCGCACGGGAAGGAGUGGCGUUUGUGACGCGCCUCCGCGGUAAGGAAUGCGAGGCGGGUGUAACGCGCUUGCGCCGGCAGCGGCUGCUGGUGGGCGGCGGGCGGCGGUUCCCUGCGGGCUGGUAGCAGCGGCCGGGGCGCCACAGCCAGUGACACAAUCAAAUCAAAGGGACGGUGAGAAGACAACAGAACAAAACAUAAAGGUAUGUACAAGUGUUGUGAUCAGCGUACUCCAGAAAAGAAAUAAUCCGAGACAGAAGAUCAAAACUUUUUAGAAAAACUGGAUGGCUUCUACAGUGAGUGUGAACUUGGAUAAAGACACGUUGUUGGUGGAUGGAAUACCACCUGCAAAAAAGCCCAGAAAACUGUUGCCAAGCCUUAAAACCAAAAAGCCCCGGGAACUUGUUCUGGUAAUUGGGACAGGGAUCAGUGCAGCAGUAGCUCCUCAAGUCCCAGCACUGAAAUCUUGGAAAGGGUUAAUCCAGGCCCUGCUGGAUGCUGCUAUUGACUUCGAUCUUCUUGAAGAGGAGGAGAGCAGAAAGUUUCAGAAAUGUCUCCAAGAAGAUAAGAACCUUGUUCAUGUUGCCCAUGAUCUUAUCCAGAAACUGUCUCCGCGCACUAGCAAUGUCCGCUCCACAUUUUUCAAAGACUGUUUAUACGAGGUGUUUGAUGACCUGGAGUCUAAAAUGGAAGAUUCUGGGAAACAGCUGCUUCAGUCUGUGCUUCGCUUAAUGGAAAAUGGAGCACUCGUAUUAACCACAAACUUUGAUAACCUGCUGGAACUGUAUGCAGCAGACCAAGGGAAACAACUUGAAUCUCUUGACCUUACUGAUGAAAAAAAGGUGCUGGAGUGGGCGCAAGAAAAAAGGAAGCUCAGUGUCUUGCAUAUCCAUGGAGUUUACACAAACCCCUGUGGAAUAGUGCUUCAUCCAGCCGGAUAUCAGAAUGUGCUGCGCAAUACAGAGGUUAUGCGGGAGAUCCAGAAGCUGUAUGAAAACAAAUCAUUCUUGUUCCUGGGCUGUGGCUGGACUGUUGAUGACACCACGUUUCAGGCUCUUUUCCUAGAAGCUGUGAAGCACAAGUCAGACCUGGAACACUUCAUGCUUGUGCGGAGGGGAGAUGUGGAUGAGUUUAAGAAGCUCCGUGAAAACAUGCUGGAUAAAGGGAUUAAAGUCAUUUCAUAUGGAAACGAAUAUGCAGAUUUACCUGACUACUUUGAAAGGCUGACAAGUGAGAUCUCCACACGGGAUCGAACAGGUCUGCCUACUGAAGGACAGCUAAAUGGCUCUUCUACAGCCCAGACUGAAAUAAAAGGGCAGCUCUCUGGUAGCAUAUGUCCAGAGGGGGGUAUCCCUCUCCCAAAGGUGCUAAGGGUAGCUGCUGCUUGUGCAUGGAGGAAAAGCAGUGGCAGUUUUGCAAUGUGCCAGCAAUGCUGGAUCUGGCUGACUUUGGAGGGAUAGAGUCAAAAGCAGCUUUCACUGAAGGUUAGGUGCAAGUAGCAUUUAAACUGCUUUUUAGUCACAAAUUAACACUUACACAGAAGGGAGCAUAUGCUACUCUUCCUCUUCCAGGGGCUACAGCUCAUCGCUGGUACUGGUAGGAUCAAAAUUAGCACUUGGGGGUGCUGUGAGCAGUUUAAUUAGGAUGAAUUAAAUACUGUCCUAGACCUGUUCAAAAGGAUAUUUUAACUUUACACAGGGUGCAGCACCUGAGCAUCUACCCCUGCAGCUCAACUGAUUGUGCUACUGGUUAAUCCGAGUUAAAGACCCUGGUACCUACUGCAGGGGUCAAUGAACCUCAGUCAGUUUACAGGGAAAAUGAAGAAUCUCACCUUUCCUGUGUCUGGUUCUUAAGCAAGUGGGAUUCAGCUGUGAUCAUGCCAUUCUAAAACCAGCUAGAAAUUAAGGCUUCAGAGUCCCAGGUGGAAGGUCCUGGCUGUUGAAGACUACCUGUAGCUUACACAGCAGCUGUGAUAUCCUCUUUUCUCUCAAGGGUGCGGUAUCUCCAAGGAGAGUUUCUCUCCAUCUGAACAGCAGCAGCCUCGGCAGUUUCAUACCUUGUACUUUUGUAUUCUGUACAUUUCAGUGAAAUGAAACUUGAGCCGUUUUUAUUACUUGAAGCUUUAGUUUUCUAGUCCUUUCUUUAUACUGUACAGUAUUUUGUAUGUUGAAGUGUAUUAAAAGCCUGCUUCACACUUA